Molecule: messenger RNA, 768 nt
Organism: Symbiodinium sp. CCMP2456
Lineage: Eukaryota; Dinophyceae; Suessiales; Symbiodiniaceae
Source: the annotation of a GenBank genome assembly
AUGGCGCGCCUGGGCAACGCUUUGGUUUGCGUCGCGGCUGCCACCGUACUGGCGGUUAGCAGCAAGGCACUGCCCAAUGGGCUCAGCGAGUCUCCAGUGACAGGCACCGAGGCAGCUGCGGAGCCAUCUCCUGUGGCAUCGUUCCUGAAGUGGACAGCCGCCGGCCUUCUGGCCGGUCUGGUGAUGGCAGUGUCUUCCAGCGCUCCUGCGAGUGCCAAGCCUCUGGAGAUGUUCGGCGGUGUGGACAUCGAUCUGGAGGACACGCCGGCCCAUUGGACCAUCAAGGCCUCCCCCGUCCUGGAGCCCUGCAAGGACAACAAGAAGUUCCACAAGAAGCUCAAGGAUGAGCUGUACAAGGUGAAGAAGAAUCAGCAGAAGUUUGCCGAGGGCUCCGCGGCUUAUGCUCGCUUCAACAAGAAGAUCAAGAUGAUCGAGCUGCGCGAGACCGCCUACGGCGACAGGCUUUGUGGCAAGAAGGAUGGGCUGCCCCGCACCAUCGCCACUGGUGAGUGGAACGUGAGGGGCAGUGCUAUGUGGCCUGCGGCCAUCUUCCUCUACAUCGCUGGCUGGAUCGGCUGGGCUGGCCGCUCCUACCUGAUCCGCACCAACGACGCAGCCAAGGAGAUCAACAUUGACGUGCCUUUGGCCGUGACGUGCAUGGCCAGUGGCUUCUCGUGGCCCGUGGCAGCAUGGCAGGAGAUCGUCAACGGCGAGAUGGCGGUGCCCAAUGACCAGAUCCACAACGGCGGCCCAUGGAACCAGUCCUGA